UUCGUCAGGUCUGACCCUACCCGCCCCUUACUACCAGCCGGAGGAGGAUGACGAGCGCCCCUUCAUCUGGUCUCUGGCCCAGGAUAACGGGAUCAUGUCGUGUGGUGACGUUCCCGGCCCGGAGGGAGGGGGGAAGGACCUGCUGUCUGGACAGGGAGGAUUGCCUACCACCGCCAGUCCCUGGGGCUCAUCCCCGAACACUAGUCACAGUUCCGCCAGUGCAGUGGGUCUCUGUAUCAACUGGAACCAGUACUAUACUAGAUGUCAUACUGGACAUAAUAAUCCACAAGGGGCGAUCAACUUCGAUAACAUCGUAUACGCCUGGAUUGUUAUCUUCCAGGUGAUCACCCUGGAAGGCUGGGUAGAGAUCAUGUACUAUGUAAUGGAUGCUCACUCCUUCUACAACUUCAUCUACUUCAUCUUCCUCAUCAUCAUUGGCUCGUUCUUCAUGAUCAACCUGUGUCUGGUGGUCAUCGCCACCCAGUUCAGUGAGACCAAGCAGCGAGAGCACCAGCUGAUGCAGGAGCAGCGGGCCCAGUGCCUGUCCUCCUCUACCCUGGCCAGCCUGCAUGAACCGGGGGACUGCUACGAAGAGCUCUUCCAGCUGGUCUGCCACAUGCUGCGCAAGGCCCGCAGGAGGUCUGUAGCCCUGUAUAACCAACUGAGAGGAAGGCCUCUGCCACCACCGCCCACUAGAGGGAGAGGAAGAGGAGGAGGAAGAGGAGGAGGGAGUGCGAACGGAGGGGAAAGGCAUCACCUGAGGCAGCCACGCCAAUCUCCCUGUCCUCACCAAAGCAAGCUGGACCCAGUCCACAGCUCCCAACCCCUGGGCAACUCCAUCGCCCUGGCCGUCCCUCAAAACACAGAGGACUGCCCUCAGUGCGCUGCGGCACUGUCACUCAGGCAGGGGGCGGGAGCUGUGGGCGACUCGGCCAAUGGGGAGGAGGAGGAGGGGGCUGUGGAGGAGACGGACAGGGAGGAGAACCACUUGGAGGAGAAAGCGGAAGAGGGGGAGGGAGUGAAGAAGAAGAGGAAGAGGAGGUCGUGUUUUGGACACUGUAAGGACAUGUGGGAUGAGAUGAGGAAGAAACUUUGGGGCAUCGUGGAGAGCAAAUACUUCAAUAGAGGAAUCAUGAUCGCUAUUCUCAUCAAUACUAUCAGCAUGGGGAUAGAACAUCACAACCAGGUAAAUAUACUAUUCUCAUCAAUACUAUCAAUUUUUGACAUAUCUCUGUCCUAUUCCAGUAUCCUGGGGAUGCACAUCUUUGGCUGUAAGUUCAGUCUGAAGACAGACACUGGAGACACUGUUCCUGACAGGAAGAACUUUGACUCUCUACUGUGGGCCAUUGUCACUGUGUUUCAGAUUCUGACUCAGGAAGACUGGAACAUGGUGCUGUAUAAUGGAAUGGCCUCCACCUCUCCCUGUGCUGCUCUCUACUUUGUGGCUCUAAUGACCUUUGGCAACUACGUCCUCUUCAACCUGCUGGUGGCCAUCUUGGUAGAGGGCUUUCAGGCUGAGGGGGAUGCCAACCGGUCGUACUCCGAAGACGACAGGUCCUCAUGUAACUUUGACGAGAACUCUGACAAGCUGAAGGACUCUCUUCAUCUCUCUGACCCUAAGCUCUGCACCCUAACCCCAAACGGUCACCUGGACCUGUCCCCAACGCCCACGGGUCUGUACACGGCCGACAGGCUCACUUUCGCUCUGGGCUCACGCAAAAACAGUGUCAUCUCUCUGGGCAGGGCUAACCUGGAGGGCAGGGUUAACCUGGAGGGCAGGGCUCUGUCACUGCAAAUGGCUGGUGUCGGGGGGAGCAGCUCCCUGUACCACAACUGGGGCCGCCCUGCCUCCCAGACCCAGGCAAUGUGGGGCCGGCGGUCCAGCUGGAACAGCCUGGGUCGCCCCUCCCGAGCCUUGGGCCUGGGAUUGGGGGUAGGAGGAGGGGGUAGCCUGCGCUCCCGCAGCCCCCACGCCACCCACCCGGCCGAGCAGGAGUCCCUCCUCUCCCCCACUCACCCUCCUCCACACCUCACCCACCUUCCUCCCCUCCUGGCCCUAAACUUUGUCCCGCGGCGGGACCGCCGGGCGCUGUCCUUGGAGCUGCCGGAGCUCCUCCAGGUCCCGGGGACCCCCCUGGCGUCAAUGCUGCCUUACCCCAGGAAGAAGAGCUUCUCCAGUGGGUUGGUUGGUGGAGGGCCUGGGGGGGAGCACCAGGACUGCAAUGGGAAGGCCCCAUCAGCCCAGCUCCAGCUUCAACUUCAGCUACCGCCACAUCCACAUCCACAUCCACAGCUACUGACAGAGGUGUUCCCUCAGGUCAACACACGCAAGGACAGAGAGGACCUGGACGAUGACAUCGACUAUAGUCUGUGUUUCCGUAUCCAGAAGAUGAUGGAGGUGUACAGGCCAGAGUGGUGUGAGACCAGAGAGGACUGGUCUGUCUUCCUCUUCUCUCCUCAGAACAGGUUCAGGCGGGUAUGCCAGUCCAUCAUAGCCUACAAGAUGUUUGACUAUGUGGUGCUAGCGUUCAUCUUCUCCAACUGCAUCACCGUGGCUCUGGAGAGACCCAAGAUCAUGCAGGGCAGCCUGGAAAGAGUCUUCCUAACCAUCUCCAACUACGUCUUCACAGCCAUCUUUGUAGCAGAGAUGACGCUCAAGGUGGUGUCUAUGGGCCUGUAUAUAGGGGAACAGGCAUAUCUGAAAAGCAGCUGGAACGUGUUGGACGGCUUCCUGGUCUUUGUGUCGUUGAUUGACAUUGUGGUGUCAAUGGCGGGCGGGGCUAAGAUUCUGGGUGUGCUGAGAGUUCUCAGAUUGCUACGCACACUGCGCCCCCUCAGGGUGAUCAGUCGAGCCCCGGGUCUGAAGCUGGUAGUGGAGACUCUAAUAACGUCUCUGAAACCUAUAGGAAACAUUGUCCUUAUCUGCUGUGCUUUCUUCAUCAUAUUUGGUAUCCUGGGGGUGCAGCUGUUCAAAGGGAAGUUCUUCUACUGCUUUGGCCCCGACGUCAAGAACAUCACCAACAAGUCUGACUGUCUGCAGGCCAACUACAAAUGGGUUCAUCACAAGUACAACUUUGACAACCUGGGACAGGCUCUGAUGUCCCUGUUUGUGCUGGCUUCAAAGGACGGUUGGGUCAACAUCAUGUACCAUGGCCUGGAUGCUGUAGGGGUGGACCAACAGCCAGUGAUCAACAACAGUCCAUGGAUGCUCCUCUACUUCAUCUCCUUCCUCCCUCAUCGUCAGUUUCUCGUUCUGAACAUGUUUGUGGGCGUGGUAGUGGAGAACUUCCACAAGUGCCGUCAGAACCAGGAAGUGGAAGAGGCUAAAAGGAGAGAGGAUAAACGACGGAGACGCAUGGAAAGAAGAGGAGGGGUAAGGGAGAGACAGGAAGAAGAGGCCCAGAAGAUCCCCUACUAUGCCAGCUACAGCCCCCUCCGCCUGUGGAUCCACACUCUGUGUACCACCUACUACCUGGACCUCUUCAUCACCUUCAUCAUCUGUAUCAACGUCAUCACCAUGUCACUGGAACACUACAGCCAGCCACGAUCUCUGGAUCUAGUGUUGAAGUACUGUAACUAUUUCUUCACAUCCACCUUUGUACUGGAGACCCUCCUGAAGCUCACCGCCUUUGGCUUCCGACGCUUCUUUAAAGACAGGUAG
Messenger RNA from Oncorhynchus kisutch (coho salmon), 3661 nucleotides. Its product is annotated as voltage-dependent T-type calcium channel subunit alpha-1I-like. The record is from RefSeq and is a predicted model, not a curated record. Gene Ontology annotation, cellular component: membrane; voltage-gated calcium channel complex. Gene Ontology annotation, biological process: calcium ion import across plasma membrane. Gene Ontology annotation, molecular function: high voltage-gated calcium channel activity. NCBI's taxonomy places the organism in Eukaryota, Metazoa, Chordata, Actinopteri, Salmoniformes, Salmonidae.